This is a messenger RNA of Pogona vitticeps (central bearded dragon), 3262 nucleotides long. NCBI's taxonomy places the organism in Eukaryota, Metazoa, Chordata, Lepidosauria, Squamata, Agamidae. The record is from RefSeq and is a predicted model, not a curated record.
GUGUGAGUUGCUAUAGCAACGAAAAGACGCUGCCCGCCGGGCUCUGAGUCCGAGGGGAAGGGAGAGCGCGCGCCCAUGAGACAGGCAGGCGAGGAAUAAAGGAAGUGUGGCCAGCCUGCCUCCAGGGGAUCAGUUCUGCAUAAAAGGCAUCACAAUGAGAGGGCAACAGCAGCUGCAGUGAUCCUGAGCUAUUGCCAUGUAUGAAGCAAAAGAAAGACAGAAGUUUAUCAACGAUGCUCAGUAUCUGAGAGAGAUGCAGCACAAGAUGGAUUCAGAAUAUCAGGCUUGCUUGAGAAAACAAGAGCCAACCAGAGAGCAGACUGAGAAGAAGCGAGAUCAUCACACCAGACCAGAACUGAGGCAGACUAGUAUAUCUUCCAUUUCUGCUGUGCGUACUUGUGAAAGGCCAUGGAUUUCAAGACUUCCCAUUAAUAGAAAGACCUCUUCUGAUGAAGUUUCUGGAUGUGAACUGAAAUCCUCUAUAAAGUCUCUUGGGAACAAGCCGGAAGCAAAAUUUCCUGCAAUUGACAAAACAUCAGUUAAGCAGAAGCAAAAACAAAGCACGUGCUCUAGAAAAUCAGAAAGAAAUGGAUCUGGCCCCCGAAAAGAUACUGCGGUUUUCCAGAAGCCAAUUUUAGCAAGAAGGCGGAUGAACCAGAGAAGUUUCCCAGAACACUCAGACUUGGAAAAUAUUAGAAAAGUCGAAGGAAGAGGGAGGAAGACACCUGUACUGCAGGGGAUAACAAAGAUUGCUAGAGAGUUUGACUCUCAAGAUGCCAUGGAACAAAAAAUUAACCAUGCUCCAAAGGCUAAGAAGAAAUCACAAGAAAAAAGAAACCUAAACCAGUCCUCUAAACUAAGCAUUGAUAGCAAACGCUUAGACAAGAAUCUCAAAAAGGGAAGUGUUCUGACAACAGUACAUCAGCCCCCAACAAAUUCAAUGGAUUCUACUGUUCAGGUUGCUAAUAUUCCUUCCAUAUCAACGGAGUCAAACAAUUCAAAUCUUCCACCCAUUAAAAAUACCUCUUUGAGGCCCCAAGAAGAUGAUUUUUGUGCAAUGUUAUGCUCGCAUGUGGAAGAUUCCCCUGGAGAGAAUGAAGACACAAAAGAUUUUGUCCCCUUAGAAGAAGAGCUUCUGUCUGUUGAUUUCAGCAAGCCUCCUCCUCUUGACCAAAAUAGCAGGGUUGGUGGAACAUCUUCAAUACAGUCAGCUCAAUAUAACUGUGAAAUAGGAGUUGGGGGUGAUGGAAGAAGGUCUGAACUUCCCCACAGAUUGCUACGGCCAUAUAAUGUAACAGGAGAUCCAGCUAAUGAACAGUCUACAGCAGGGCAAAGAAAGACAAGAGAUCAAAGAAAACCUUACAUUUUUGAAGAAAACUUUUUGGAAGAGUCUCAUAAAAGUGAAGGUGAACAUACAGCACUUAGAGUAAAAAGCCCACAUGCCGAGAGCAGGCCAGGAAGCACAACAGUUGAUGAGGCUGUUAAUAAUUUAAACUGUACUGAAGACUGGCCAGGGAGCAAUGCCUUUGGCAGAGAAAGACAGGGUUUUGAAAGCAAUCAGAGAUGUUAUGCUGGUUCAAGCAGGCCCACAAUUCAGAGACCUAUGCGUUCUGCAUUUAAUCUCCCAGCGUCCUUAGUUCAACCUGCAAACAGAACUGAGGCUACAGGCAAUGCUGAUGUUGCUGCUGCAGCUUCUGGGCAAGUCACAGAACUUAGCGGGAGUCCGAGGUUCAUUUCUCGCAGGCAGCUAUCCCCUUUAAGAAUCAGGGAUUCUUUCUCAGCUACUGAAAGUUGUCAGUCUUCAUCAUCCACUAUUAGCACCUUUGAGGAUAGUAGCUUGCUUGAGGAUAGCAUAAGCAACGGUCUAAGCAGUGUUUCACCAAGUACCACUUCUCAUGAUGAAGACAACUUUCUGAAUUCCCAUAGCUCCUCUUCCUCCACAGAUUCUUCCCACCAGUCUCUUUUCCGGGCAAACUUUACAGCACACCUUCACAUGACUGGCCCUCUGCCUGAUCAAGUGCCAAUUUUCCUGACGGUGUCUGAUCUGCGAAAUCAGAGCACCUUUGUGAGCAGCACAACUUCCUGCAAUUCCCCCAGUGCAAAGGAGAUUAAUAAGCCUGAGACGGACCCUGAGAAACUAAAAAAAUUGCAAGAAAGUCUCCUGGCAGAAGACUCUGAAGAGGAAGGAGAUCAAUGUCGGAUAUGUCAGAUUGCUGGAGGAUCUAUAACCAAUCCCCUGCUAGAACCAUGUGGAUGUGGUGGGUCACUUCGAUUUGUCCAUCAGGAAUGUCUUAAAACCUGGUUAAAGGCAAAGAUAAAAUCAGGUGCCGAGCUUGGUGCAGUGAAAACAUGUGAACUAUGUAAACAGAGCCUUACUGUAGAUCUGGAUGAUUUUAAUGUGAAUGACUAUUAUAGGAAUCAUCAGCAGUCACGGGCCCAGGAUGAACUGAUGAACUCAGGCCUCUACCUUGUGCUGCUGCUUCACUUAUAUGAACAAAGAUUUGCAGAACUCAUGAGAUUAAACUACCACCAAGCUUCCAGAGAUCGGCUCUCAAGACAACCUAGAACAGAGGAAAACCAAAGGUCUAGUCCGGAGGUCUUGAAGAUUCAACCAAUUCUGGCAACACUGGCUAAGAACUGUCAAGAGGGCUCCAAAGAAGAGAACUGUUUUUGGCAAUCUGACAACCGUUUUCUACAUUCUUCCACUUUAACCCUCUUUCUUCUCCCCAGGCCAUAAUGAGUAUGUACAGCAUAUUCAGUGUCACCAUUUAAAUCCAAAGCCUUCUAAGGGUCUGGGGCUGAUAUGGUUGUUUGUCUGGUUUGGUUCUUCUGUUGUUUUUAAAUUACAAUACUGCUUAACAAACUUUUUGAAACAACAUGGCUUAUUAACCGCAACGUGCAGAGUGUAAAUGCUUAAUCUCUCUUACUGACCGGCUUCUGGCUACUUAAUCAAAAUGUAAAUGAUGUCCUGGCUUUGUAUUUGUACAUUACUGACCUUUGGCAGUUAUUUGAAAUGGCAUAUUAGAUAUCCACUUUUCUUCCACAAUUAAUCUUCCCCUUUUACAGAUUUGCACUUCGGAGCAAGCGGUGAGGGGCCUUAAUGAUCAAGAAGCAUUUUGUUCAUUAUGUUAAAUUGUAUACUGAGUAUUGACAAAGGACAUUCUGUAGUACACAGAUGUAAAUAUAUUGAUGUACUGUUGUAAGAUUACCUUUAUAACAUUACUUCUCUAUAAAUGGCACAAAUGCUGCGGCAAAAAUACUA